Linum tenue is the source of this 753-nucleotide messenger RNA. The record is from the annotation of a GenBank genome assembly. Lineage: Eukaryota; Viridiplantae; Streptophyta; Magnoliopsida; Malpighiales; Linaceae.
GGUCAGGGUUUGUGGUUUGAUCGGGAUUAUGCCUUGUGAAUGCUGCCAUGUCUGAACACAUUGUUCUGUGCUAACUGCUAAGCAGACAAGGGAUUUCGCUGUAAAAUAACUUUUGGAUCAUCCUAAAGCCGAGCUUGCAUGCAGUGAUUGGAAGUUUCUCUGUCUUAAGAUAAUACCAGACUCGGAGUAAUGAGAAAGAAGACAAAAAAUGACACUUUCAUAUCGAGGCCUGAAGCUAUCAAGAUUCUGAAAGAAGUUCAAAAGGUGGAGAAGAAGAGGAUUGUUAAGAGAACUCUCUCUAAUGAAAGAAGUUCCAGAAGUCACAGCAUGAUUAUACUAGAUGUUCCAACAGUGGGAGGUCGUUUGAUGCUUGUAGACACGGUAGGAUCAGAAAACAUUGACCAAGCUGGGCAAACUGGGUUUGAGGCUAAGAUGAAGGUAGGUAAAGUUGGCAAGUCUAAGUUGCUUUAAUUGUAAAAAUAAUGUCGCCUUCAUAUAUUGUAAAGUCAAUUUAAGGGAGUUUUGAGAUUUGCUUCGUAUGGAAUAAACAGACAACAAAGAUAAAUCAACGGAACAUAGCACUAAAAAUGGUAGUUGAGUAAAUCGCAAAUGGAGGCUCUUAUGUGCCUUUCAGAGAUAACAAGUUGACUAUGCUGCUCCUGGCAAACACUUCCUUCGAGUUUGGUUAUGGGGUGAAAUAUCUGCUUUCUUUGAAUUUGGAUUUUUGAGUUGUCUUUUCCAAGUCAAGUCUGG